Salarias fasciatus (jewelled blenny) is the source of this 5008-nucleotide messenger RNA. RefSeq names its product AF4/FMR2 family member 1-like. Gene Ontology annotation, biological process: regulation of gene expression. The record is from RefSeq and is a predicted model, not a curated record. Gene Ontology annotation, cellular component: nucleus; super elongation complex. The transcript is spliced from 19 exons. The coding region runs from base 145 to 3339 and encodes 1064 amino acids. NCBI's taxonomy places the organism in Eukaryota, Metazoa, Chordata, Actinopteri, Blenniiformes, Blenniidae.
CUCGCGAGCCCUUUAAAGAGUGACUGAGCCGCCGCCGGUCAACAAUGUGACGGAGUGGGAGGAACGGCUCGGCUCGGCUCGGCUCGGCUCGGCUCGGCAAGGCAAGGCAACCGACUCCGGUUGUUGUGAGAAGAAACACACGCCAUGGCAUCUCAGCCGAGCAGCACACUGACUGAAGAAAGGAAUCGUCUUCGCCUUCUAGCGUGGAAACAGAGGACCCAAGAAACCAGCCAAACCAAAGAUCUCAUCUACGACAAGUUUCCAGUCCUGGGGGAACCAUACAAGGUGUACAAAGAAGAUGAGCUUUCCAGCCGGAUCAGGAGGAUGUUUGGCAGCUAUGACGAUGUGAAGAGUCCCCGUCCCUUUUCCAUGGAGGGUUUUCCCAUUCCUGCCUACGUAGCCCCGUCAACCAAGCCGCCGUUCCACAGCCAGGUCCUUCACUCGUCCACUGAAAGCCACACAGGACCGUCUGCCGUCGGCCGCUCUUCUCAGCCCUCCAAGAUGUUGAGCGCCUCUUCUUCUCCUGAAGCCGUGGGACAGUCGUCAUCGCGCUCCCCUCCCUCCUUGAUCCACGGUCAGAGCGGCGAGCCCGGCCGCUCGGCGCGCCAGCUGAAGAGCGAAGUCCACUCAGAACUCCUGGAACCGUCGUCUCCUCCUCCGGACGCCGAGCUGCCGCCGCCCUCUCAUUCCACCGGCCCUAAAACCACCGACGCAGACGCUGUGGACACCCCUGACAGGCAGCGGCUCCACAGGUCCGCCGACCCCCCCGCAGAGUCCGUCAUCACCGGGGACGUCUCCGCACGAGACAUGAAGCAGUCCCCCAGAGACGUGGCCGUGUCUCAAACCACCAGGCCAGGCCCGCUGCCGUCCCAGACCUUCCCCCCGCCGCUGUCCUCCAAGCCGCCCUGCUCGGCCACGACCCAGAAGCCCACCGCCUACGUCCGGCCCAUGGACGGUCAGGACCUGCUGGCCAGCGAGUCGCCGGAGCUGAAGCCGUCUCCGGAGCCGUACGUCCCCGGAGCGGAGUUCAUCAGCAGAUCGGACCUGGACAAGGCCAGCGCGAAGCCGCCGUCUCUGGAGACAGGAGCACAUGAAGCACAGUGUGUGGAGGACAUCUUGAGGGAAAUGACUCAGUGCUGGCCUCCUGUCCUGACAGCUCUUCACACACCCAGCACCCAGCAGCCCUCCACGGGCCCCCUCCCAGCCAAGGACGGCGAGCGUGUCUCCUCAUGUCCAGGACGAAGAAAUCAUGACUCUUCAUCUUCGGUUUCAUCCAACCUCAAGCAAAAACCUUCCUCGAAUUCCUCAGAAGCAGGACAUUCCAGCAGGAGAGACACUGGCAGCUCCAGCGACUCUGACAGCAGCUCUGGGUCCGAGUCGGACAGUGAACGCACCGCCGAGGAGCCACUCCCACCGCCAGACCAGCCACAGCCUGAUGGCCCGGCUCUGGGCCGUGGCGACUGGCAGCUGGGGAACUGGAUCCGGUCCAGCCAGCAGAGCUCCGGCGCUGAAGGCCACGGCGCCGCUCACGUCUCUGAAGGGCCGGCUCACCGACCGCUGCAGCGGACUCCCGGCUCCGGGCGCUCCGGGCUGGAGGCCGCCGCCCCCCCCAGCGGCGAGGCGGAGCCCCAGGGUUCUUCUCACCAAGCAGAGUCCACCCCCGGCCCCGGUGCUCCCCAGCAGCUCAGUCUCCAGAAAGCCGUCCCUGCUGAUGGGGACGGACGCCGCGGUUCCAGGAAACCGUCACAGAGCACUGCAGCCGGCGGUCCGGGCGCCGCGGCGACCGCUCAGACCAGAGACUCCAGCUUCACAGACAAACCCAAGGUCAAGACGAAAGCCGGACUCGGCGGGAACUCCCAGGACAAGGUGUCCAUUAAAAUCCGUCUCAAAAGGAGUUCUAUCCUCCCGCCGGCUCUCUGUCCAUCAUGUGGUGCUCCACAUCCAGACCGGAGCUCCUGCCCCGCCCAGAGUUCUGCUCCGCCCGGCCCGCCCUCUCUGGCUCCUCCAGACACAGGGAGUCGUAGCAGGUCCAGAGCGGCGCCUCGUGAAGUCAGCCGCAAGCGCCUCAAGCAGCCCGGCCGCACGGCCAAGGCCGGCCGGGGCCUGAGCAGCAGUCCUCCGUCCCUGCUGGUGAGGCUGGACCUGAGCCUGCUCUCCAGAGUCCCUCAGACCCCCAGCAGCUCCCCCCAGGGGCCCCCCGGCCCCGUGAGGCCCUCGGCAGCGGUCAGGGAGGCAGACGGAGGGGACGCCUCUGCCAGACACGCUAAAACCAGCAGCAGGCACAGAACGCCCAACGGUGACGUGGAACAUCCCGCCGUCCCCAGGAAGAAACGGAAGCUGGAGAACAGCAGUACCCCAACUGUUCCUGCCAAACCAGAAAUGUCCAACAAGCCAGCGGAGGCGAGGAAGAAGACCAGGAAGACUUCACAGCAGCCCGCCGUCUUCAAGGACACAAAGCCCCAGAGCGGCUGUUCAGGGAGGAGUCCCGAGUCCAGCGGGGAACCGGCGAGGAGCAAAGGCUCCAGCAGAGAGAAGAAGAAGAAGAACAGCGGCGGGAAACACAGGGCAAAGAAGCCACCAAAGACGAACCCGGCCGCCCCGUCGCCUUCACAGCCCACGAGCCACGCUUUGACCAACCGGCCGCUGCUCAGGCCGGAGGAGAGGCGCUAUCCGGUCAAGCAUUACAUCAAGGAGGCCAAACGGCUGAAGCACAGAGCAGACGCAGAGCCGGAUAAGCUCCGGAAGGCCUUCAGCUACCUGGAGGCGGCCAUGUUCUUUGUGGAGAGCGGCAUCGCCAUGGAGAAGGACCCGCAGAUUUCUACGUCCUCCUACACCAUGUUCGCGGAGACGGUGGAGCUCCUCAAGUUCGUGCUGAAGCUGAAGAGUUCAGGGGAGUCUUCCUCCUCUCCCUCAGAAAAGGACUUCUUGUCUCUAUGUCUGAAGUGCCAGGCUCUGCUGCAGAUGACCAUGUUUCGCCACAAACGUAAAGCUGCAGUGAAGUAUUCGAAGACGCUGACGGAGCACUUCGCUACUUUUGCUCAGACGACGCACAACCCUCCCAGGGCGGCAGACCAGCCGUCCCCCGGCGCCGGGUCCACCGCGGUACUUCCUCAGGCCAUCGAGCAAGUGGCCUUCAACUACGUCGGCAUCACCACCUUGGUGCUGAGCUCCCAUGAGGUGUGGGAGCAGGCGGAGGCGCUGGCUCAGGGAGGCGGCGGUCUGCUGUCGGAGCUGGACGCCGUCCUGGGUCCGCUGAGCCUCUCUUCAGCCAUGAGCUCCAUGGUGCGGUACACCCGGCAGGGCCUGCACUGGCUGAGGCUGGACAGCCACCGGGGUUGAGGGUUCCACGCCGGACCAAGCCGCUCCUGGGUGUGUUCAGCCGUCCUUCCUUCUCAGUUCGGACUCCGUUCAGCAACAACACUGAUGUCUGUAAUGCUGGAAGUGCAAGACGGUGGUCCCUGAACACACCGCCGGUUACCCAGAAUGCCGUUGGUAGCCUGGAUUAUAACUUGAUUAUGUGAUUGUUUUGCACAAACUGACACAGAUGAGAUUUGACUUCAGGACUGCACAGUAAUCAGGAAACCCAGGUCUUAAGGACGUUUUGAGUCGUUCACACAUUUGUAAAUAGAUAUUUAAAUCCUGGGACGUUUCUGUCUUCCAGAGUGAAAGACUGGACUUACUUUGACCUUGUUUCUCUGACCGGGUCAGAAGUUAAUUCAGGCAUUUCUGUUCCACAUGGCCGCACUAAUUUCAUUUGCUGCUGCUCGCCAAAUCCUAACUGUUCAGGAAAAUAAAUCAAAUAUUUACUAAAGUGCCGUAAAAUAAUUAUAUCACAAACUUCCAUGUUGGAAAGUGAUCUUUUUUUCAAAGCUUCUAAACUCUGUUCUCAGAUUAAACUAUGCUCAGGGUGGAAAAAAAUAACCAAAAAUGAAUCAUUGACAUGAAGAAUGAAAUGAUUGAAACAAUCAAACCGUGACCUGCGAACAAAGAGGAGAGAUUCUGUCGGUUCCCUUCACAUCAGGCCUGUUUCACUUCAGGGUCUGCAGCCACUUGCUGAUUGGAAAUACUUCAUUUAACCCACGUUUGAAGAGUUUCUGGUUCCUUUAGUGAUUCCUGGUGUCCACUGGCUGUCGACAGGUGAGGUCUGUUAGCUUCACGUGCUAACGCCGCGUUGUGUCGGCGAACUGAUUUUCACACUGCUGUCAGUCAAGAUUGGUGUUAGCUUCAGCUCACGCAAAGAUUAGCAUCAGCUUCUUCAGCUCUUAUCAAGAUUAGAGUCAGCUGUUUUAGCAUUGGAUUCUUUAGCUAGCGUCAGAAUUAGCAUCAGCUUCAGUCAGCGUUUCGAUUGACGUGGGGUUUAGAGAGCAUGAAGAUUUGUUUUAGCUUUAGAGUGGAGCGGUGUCUGAAUGAAUCAUUCUGUUACAGGCUGUUUGUUGGAUCACAAGCUAACAUGUUUCCUUCUUGAGACAUGAAAUAAGAAGGUUUACAGGAGCUUCAGCCGGCCUGCUUCCUCGUUUCAGGGCCAGCCCGGACCCAGAACCACUACAGAACCAGAACCAGUCAGUAAAAUGUUAACGUCCCUCAAACAGGGGCUCCCAUCACAGCGAGAGGGAAACCGUCUCUUUUUCAUUUACAGCAGCCCGGUUGGUCGAAGCUGUUUGUUCCCUUAGUGUUUUUGCAGCAGGAAGCUGGAUGAAUUUCAGUUGGUCUCGUUGAAGCAGGCCGCCACUCCAGUCUUUUCCUCAUCCGUGGUUCUGAAGACCUGCAGGACUGCGCCGGUCCCUACUUCUGUUUACCCUCAGUUUGACUCGAAGAGUUUAGUUUGAUGAGAAUGUAAAUAUGGAGGAAGCGAUCCGAUUUGGACACAAGGGCAGAACUUUGCACUUCGGUUGGUGUUGGGGUACAAAUCAAAGGGCUUGAUGAGGAACAGGAGUGUGUUCCUCUCCUUACACUCUGUGUGUGUGUGUGUGUGUGUGUGUGUGUGUGUGUGUGUGUGUGUGUGUGUGUG